UCCGGUACAGAGGGCAAGGCUUCGUUGGUGAAUGUUUCCACCCUGUUCAGUAACACUUGACUCGCCGCGAUAGAUUGCAGCACAAGGAAGACCAUAACAGGCCAUCAGCAUUGAGAUGUGAUUGGAACUGUACCGUGUUGAAACAAGAAAAUGACCAGAUUCAAGCAAAUGUUUUUCAUCAUAUGGGUUGUCCUCCUUUACUUUUCAAAUAACGUCGAUGGGCAGGAUGGUCACUGUAUAUGGUAUGAUGAGUGUGGAUUUAAAGAUAGUGGCAGUAAUAAAGAGUUAAACUGUGUGUACAAUGGACCACCCAAACCUUUCAAGACACAGCAAGGCUUGGAUGUUUUCAGACAGUAUUGUCCAGAUUUAUACAAAGGCAAUGACACCUUGACCUGCUGCUCGGAUAGUCAGAUUCUAACCCUAGAAUCCAAUAUGGGUGUUCCCAGGCAAUCUUUUAGUCGAUGCCCAUCGUGUCUCCAUAAUUUUUUGAAUAUUUACUGCUAUUUCACCUGUGCCCCAGAUCAUAGCAGAUUUCUUUAUCCAUCUGAAAUUGUCAACACUACUGCCGGAAAAAGAGCAGUGAACAAAGUGGAGUUCUACGUGAGCAAUCACUUUGCAGUUGGUACUUACAACUCGUGUCGCGAUGUUCAGAUGCCCAGCACUAAUGCUCCAGCUAUUGGGACCAUGUGUGGAAGCAGCUCUUUCAGGGACUGCACUGCACAGAAGUGGCUAUCAUUUAUGGGAAAUAUAGAUAAUGGCCAGACACCAUUUCAAAUUGAUUUUUACAUUCAAGACACACCAGGAAACGAGUCAGGUGUCAUUCUUACUCCUUUCAACACAAGUGUCAUCCCAUGUUCUCAAGGCCUGACUAGCAACUCUUCUGCAUGCUCAUGCCAAGACUGUCGAGACACAUGUCCUGCCCUACUUCCUCCCCCUCCCCCUCCUGCCCCAUGGACCAUUCUGCACAUCGAUGGCUAUGCUUUCAUCAUGGGCUCCAUCUACCUUCUGUUUCUCUUGGUCUUUGGCUGCUACACAAUCUGCUACAACAUCAUGGUGCAGGAUGCACUGGGAGUAGACCACCAAAGGAGAGAGGACAAUGGCCGAGUGUUGGGUGGCCUCCCUAACUCUUCUGGCAGAUCCUCCUCCCAAGCAGAACGUUACGAACACAAAUGUCGAAUGCUGGAGAACAUCACGCACACUCAGCUUGGUUGCACUGAAAAGUCUGGUGCAAAGCUGGAGAAAUUCUUGGAGCGCAUCUUCACUCGCUGGGGGACCUUCUGUGCCCGCUGGCCGAAGACUGUGCUGCUGGUCGGCAUUGUGAUUGGUGUGGCCUUGGCAUGUGGUAUCUCCAUGUUUGAAGUCAUUACCAACCCUGUCCUGCUGUGGUCCUCUCCAAACAGCCGAGCACGCUUAGAGAAAGACUACUUUGACAGCCACUUCAGGCCGUUCUACCGAACUGAGCAGCUGAUCAUUACCAGGCCACAUAACAACAACACAGUCAAACAUAAAAUACCACCACCAUCAGUCGAUAUCUUGGAUUUCACCUCUGUUUUUGACAAGGCCUUUCUUCAUGAGAUACUGGAUCUGCAGCUGGCUGUUGAGAACCUGACAGCUUUUUAUGACAAUCAGGAGGUGACUUUGAGAGACAUCUGCUUUCAGCCAUUAGCCCCAGACUACUCGGACUGUACCAUCCAAAGCAUUCUCAACUACUAUCAGAACAGCCAUGAGAUGCUUGAUAGGGUUGUCUACGAUGAUUUUGGUUUCUAUGUACUGGCUGACUACCUUGAUCAUUUUCUCUACUGUGUUCAAUCCCCAACAUCUGUCCAGGACACUUCACCCUUUAAAGAUUCAUGUCUUGGUACUUAUGGUGGGCCUGUUUUUCCUUGGACUGCGCUGGGAGGAUAUGAUAGCACCAACUAUCAGAAUGCCACUGCUCUGGUCAUCACAUUUGUGGUCAACAACUAUCUUGAUGAGACGAUGAACAAAAAGGCAGAGGCCUGGGAGCAGCAGUUCCUCACCUUUCUGAAGAACUACACCAGCAACAACCCUAACGUCAGCAUCGCCUAUUCUGCAGAGCGUUCAGUGGAAGAUGAGAUAGACCGGGAGAGUAAUUCAGAUAUUGUGACCAUCUUGAUCAGCUACUUGUUAAUGUUUGCCUACAGCACCAUUAUGUUGGGUCAGUUCAUCUCUGUCGAUCGUAUUCUGAUUGACUCCAAGAUAACCCUGGGUCUGGCUGGAGUGCUUAUUGUACUGCUGUCAGUGGCUGCCAGUCUUGGCUUCUUCAGCUAUAUUGGUCAGCCAGCCACCCUCAUCAUCAUUGAGGUUGUUCCCUUCCUUGUCCUAGCUGUUGGUGUGGACAACAUUUUCAUCCUAGUACAGACCUUUCAGAGAGACAAACAGCUCCCUGGUGAGUCUCUUGAGGAACAGAUUGGCCGUGUGCUAGGGCGUGUGGGACCAAGUAUGCUUUUGACAAGUACUUCAGAGUCUGUGGCCUUCUUCUUAGGUGCUUUGACUAAUAUGCCUGCAGUGAAGAUUUUCUCGAUGUAUGCAGCGAUGGCGGUCUUGUUUGAUUUCCUGCUUCAGAUAACCUGCUUUAUAAGUCUCAUGGCAUUGGAUGCCCGGCGACAGAGGGCUGGCCAUCUGGAUGUUUGCUGCUGUGUAAAACCCAAUGCGACAGCCAAAGCUGAGGAGAACGGGGGCCUGCUGUACAUUUUUGUCAAGAAAUACAUCGCUCCGUUUAUCACUAUGGAAUGGGUCCGCCCUAUUGUAAUGGUCCUGUUUGUUGGUUGGUUCUGCACAUCAGCAGCCUUGGCACCAAGGAUUGAGAUUGGCUUAGACCAAAAGUUGUCCAUGCCAAAGGACUCAUAUCUGCUGAAAUAUUUCACAGAACUGGCAGAGUACUUGUCAGUUGGACCACCUGUUUACUUUGUUGUCAAAAGCGGAUACAAUUACACCACCUUCCCGACUCAGAAUGGUCUGUGUGGUGGCAGUGGCUGUCCUCAAAACUCACUCCUUAGUCAGCUGAACCUGGCAUCUUUACAGCCAAACUAUACCCGCAUCGCUCAACCAGCUUCCUCAUGGUUAGACGACUAUUUUUCAUGGCUUGCUCCUGGUGGCAAUCCACCAUGCUGUCGCUAUAACAAUGUCACAGGGGACUUCUGUCCUGCAACCUCUCUGAACCCUGACUGCCAGCCAUGUCAGCUCUAUCAUUUCAGUAAUGGGCGGCCAUCACAAGAGGACUUUAUGCACUACUUGCCUUGGUUCUUAAAGGACAACCCAGAGAUAACCUGUGCGAAAGGAGGUCAUGCUGCCUAUGCUGCUGGAGUGGAGCUGCUGGACAAUAACACACAUAUUGGAGCAACAUACUUCAUGACCUACCACACCAUUCUCAAAACGUCUGCUGACUUUAUUGCUGCGCUGGAGCAUGCACGUGAAAUCAGUCUCAACAUCUCGAAGACCCUGAAAGCAAACCAUAUCUCCGACAACAUGCAUGAUGUCUACCCUUUUGAUCAAGAAGUCUUUCCAUACAGCAUCUUCUAUGUAUUCUAUGAGCAGUACUUGACAAUCGUCAAGGACACCUUAUUGAACCUUGGCAUCUGCCUGGGAGCCAUUUUGGUGGUGACCUUUGUACUCCUGGGCUUUGAUCUGUACUCUGCAGUCAUGGUCUUCAUCACCAUCUGCAUGAUCAUCACCGAUCUUCUGGGACUUAUGUAUCUCUGGGAUAUCAGCCUAAAUGCUGUGUCUCUUGUCAAUCUCAUCAUGGCAGUGGGUAUCUCUGUGGAGUUCUGUUCUCAUAUUGUGAGGGCUUUUGCAGUCAGCACGUUGCCCACACGCAAAGAGCGAGCCAAGGAUGCCAUGGCACACAUGGGCAGUUCUGUGCUGAGCGGCAUCACUCUGACCAAACUGAUUGGGGUCAUCGUGCUGGCUUUCUCCAAAUCCCAGCUGUUUCAGGUCUUUUAUUUCCGCAUGUACCUGGGCAUCGUGACCUUUGGAGCCCUUCAUGGCCUGCUCUUCCUCCCAGUCAUGCUCAGCUACAUUGGCCCCCCAGUGAACAAGGCCAAGGUGUACUUACUUCAGCAAGAGCAGAAGGAAGACGAGAAUAGAACAGUUGUGACACGCAGUGCGUCGCAGCAGCCACUAAAUGAUGGGGCUGGCGAUGGGCCUCCCAGCUACCUCAGUCUCCGCCUCUGAUGAAGGCCUCCCUCAUUCCUCCGCAUCUUUGUGCUGUCUUCAUCUUUAGUCUUCAGUUAGUGCGGUGGGACCCACAUGCUAAAAUGCAUGCUUGGUUACUGCACCUCUUGGGUGGCAUGCUGUGUGGACUAUGGUGGCCAGUGUGUGGGCUAUGGCUGGGUUUGUAGACUGUGUUAGAUUGCAGUGCCAUUUACAUGUGUGGGCCUUGUACAAUGCACAUUAUGGAAGUGUGAGUGAUGGAGGAUUGUUGAACGGUGUUUACCACUUACAUGGUGUGUGAGCGAUGGAGAUUUUAUGAGUGGGAGAUGAUUUAUGUGUUUGUACAAAUGUUAUGAGCAAGAGUGAGUCAGAUGCUUAUAAGCAGGAAUAUAAGUUGAGUGCUUGUGCAAGCUUUGUGAGUGAGAGCAAGUGAAAAGCUUGUGUAAGCUUUGUGAGAAGGAGUGAGUGAAGAACUUGUACAAGCUUCAUGAUGAGGAGAUGGGGAAGGUGGAAUAACACGGUCAUCACCUGUAAUUUUUCUCACUCUGCAGCAGAAGGAAGUAGACAUCAAGUGGUGAAUCUUGGUAACCAAUAUACAAGGGGAAAAUAAUGUACUUUAUAAAGUUUUGGUGGUAACAUGCUGAAUACAGGUUGCAUGUUCUGUCUAAAUAGCAGUUGGCUGAUUGGUUGUGACAUUUUUUUCUUUGCCUUAUCCUUAUCUGCUGCUUUGAUAUUCAUGCCAGGGAUGUUUUAAGGAGUGAACACAGUCAUCUGCAGCAACAGAUCAGUCAUCAUGGAACAUGUCCUGUCAAACAUUUCAUAGAACUUUGAAUUUGUAUCCACUGUCCUUUCUUCUGUCCCUUACCUUCUGGGUUUUUUUAUAUUUUUUUCUCUCUUCCACAGUCUUUCUUUUUGGUUUCUAUUUUUAAUGCACUGUGAAUUUGUAGAAGUUGAGUUUAUUGCUGAUGCAAAAGGGAUGUGACAAGGUGUGGAAGUUAGCAUUCCACUUGUUUUUCAUUAUGAGAUUGAGGGGGGGAAAACUUCUGUCACUUGUAUAUUUCAAUAAAGCUUCAUACUGAGAUCUCCUGUGAUAAAUUAUUUAACAACAGUACAGUUACUUGUGACCCAAAGCAGUUUACCUGUAAAGUUCAAUGUGUUCUAGAGAGUUGUGACUAGCUGUACAUCAACUGUUCUAGGGUGUAGUAAAGGCAGGUUGACUGUUGACUGUACUGGUGCCAGGUAAACAGAUAAAGCAAAGCAUUCUUCAGAUAUGUUAACUGUUCUGGUGCAGACAAAACAUUAGGUAUUCUUUGGACUUUAUUCUUUAGAGAAUGUUUAUGAUAGUUUCAAAACAUUUGUAACAUUAUUAAUUCCUGGAGUUGUAAAGUCUUGCUUUUUACUGAUCCCUCCUCACAGACUUCAUUUAGGCGCAGGGUGUUAAGUUUUUAUUGAAUUUCUUUUUAGUUUUGUUUUGUUACCCUUGGAGAAUAUAGGGGCUUAAGCUGUUUGUUGUUUAGGUUUUUGCUUUUCACAUACAUUCAUUUGUCAUUUGACUGGUAUCACUCACUUGGGGGGCAGCACAUAGACACGUCAGAUAUCAAGGCCUGCCGCUCGUCUGUCUUGGAUGAUAGUUCCUGCUCAGGAUGAGCAGUCUACUCCUUGUAAACUAAUUUUCUCUGGCCACCAGUAACUGAUCACCCUCCAAGAUAUCUUGAAAGAUAGUCUUCAACAGGUUGUGCCAGGUCACAUGGCCAAACUAGACCAGCUUAAACUGCUUGAAGGUUGAAUGUAGAUGUGCCUGGUGUCUUACGAGAGUGGUGACCUUGCUUCAUACAAAGUCAAUGGUUAAGAGUAACGGGCUUUGUGCUGUUCUUUUUGCUGAUUAUGUAUCCACAUGUUGGCAUGGAGCUGCAAGUGCUGGUGUGCAUGUAUGAUUAUUUUGUACUCGAUAUUUUGUUGAAUCCGGGCAGUGACUUGCUGGUGUUCCCUGAUGCAAGUUCUGCAAGGCUUUGCCACUUUCUUUGUUGAACAGUCUUGUUCUCAGCCAUCUGAUCAAAAAUGACAGCUUGUUGCCUACACUGUGCCACUGUACUACUAAAGGACAUCAGCAUCAGAAAGUUUCUUCGCAUUACUGGACAGUCUGCUAGAAACAGAAAGCAGAAUGUUUGUCAACUCAUGGAGCAAGAUGUUCACUUGUCUUCAGGUUGUGUCAAAAUAUCCUUGAAAACCUGAGGUCACUUCAAACUUCUUGUAUGUGGUAGCACUUUGGUCUCAAGGGCUUUGUUCAAAACCACAGUUCCAGCCACAAGUUGUGAAUAAGUGAUAUUUGGAACAUUUUGUCACCACCAUCACUUGUAUGUAUAAUUUAUUGGUUUAAAUAAAAAAAAAUUCUUGUAAUAAGUCUUCUUAUUUAUUGUGAAGGAAGGGAUGCUCUAAACUAUACCAAUCAAAAUUGUGUCUGCAGCUUUUUUAUAGACUGCUGUAGAUUCCUGUAUGAAUUAUGAUUAUCAUGUUAUUUUCAGAUUCAUGUAGCAUUAUUUCCUCUGGAACCACAGCUGUUGUUGUUGAGGAAGCAGGUUUCUAUCUUAAUGUAUGGUUAUUAAAAUUUUGAGUGUCUCAUAUAUGUUUUGUCCACAUUGCAGUGUACAACUAUUCAUGCAUUAUCAAUUUAUAUACUUAUAAAAGCACUGUGCGCAUUGGCAAUAAAAUUUGCAGUUUUGUGAAGGCCUCUCAUUCAUCACAGGCUGAUUUUGCUUCUAUCGCACAUUUGACAUCUAUAAUCACAUGACAGCAUGUGCAAUCAUCUAGUGAUUAGCUUUGUAUCAUCUGGGUUGACUUCUUUCAGACAGUUGCAGCUAGCUAAGGCCAUUUAGUGUCUUGCAUCACUGGCCACAGAGCUUGAAGCUAAACAGGAUUAUUAGCAUCAUCGGCUUCUGGCUGUUUGAUCCACAAAACUCACUUUGUGACAGGCAUCAUGCUAGUCCCGUGACCUGCAGGGGGUCUGGACUUAGGGCUUGGGCUCCUUCAUCAGGAAGUGUCAGGGCCUGAAAGCUGCUGUUAGUUGCGCUGCAGUUAGCUGGCUUCAUUCAAUAUGCAGUUGCUUUCUUCUCCUCCCAACCCACAUCAGCAUAAAGUCAAGCUUUCAAGACAGCUUAUCAUUUGAAACUGAUGAAAUGCUCGCAAGAUAUUAGAGGGCAUUGUAUUUUUCUUGUGUAUUGGUCGUGGUGACUAUUUGAGAUGAUGAAAUGAUUUUAUCUUGUAUGCGUUAUACAAUUUUUUUCUGUGGCAGUGAAAUGUUUUUGCAACAUAUUUGGUUGCAUGUCUGGGUGUGCAGUGUGCUAGUAUUUAGUAUGUUAGUAAAAUUCUUUUUCAGUUAAUGUGAAUAACGCAUUGGUGAAAUGUCUUCAUUCUGCAGUAUUUCUAUUUUGUAUUCACCAGGAUUUUAAGCUUGUCCUAAAUGCAGAAUAAAUAAAAAGAAUUAUUGAAACCUG
Messenger RNA from Pomacea canaliculata, 7661 nucleotides. Its product is annotated as NPC intracellular cholesterol transporter 1-like. Lineage: Eukaryota; Metazoa; Mollusca; Gastropoda; Architaenioglossa; Ampullariidae. Gene Ontology annotation, cellular component: membrane. The record is from RefSeq and is a predicted model, not a curated record. The transcript is spliced from 26 exons. Bases 151 to 4191 code for a protein of 1346 amino acids. Gene Ontology annotation, molecular function: lipid carrier activity.